UCAGUUGUCUCCGACUCUGAGCUGAGUAGAGCUGAGGAGGGAGUCGGUUUGACCAUGCAUGGUGACCGGUGACGGCAGGACAGUCGUACAGACUCAGUAUGCCGCUUGUGAUUGCCCGAUUCGCAUGAUCGAUGUGAUCGGGAUUUACUUGUUGUUUCUUCCAACUCAGAAGAUAUAAAUUUUCAUCUCGUACAUGUACCGGUAUGCGUUUCUUGCGCAGCAAUCCAUCGUGUUGUAGACGUGUUGCAGAUUCAGGAGGUGUUCACCUUCCGUGCCUUCGGCUUCAGCGAGAUAGUCCUUACUGCUUUGGAGCGGAUUGAUCAGCCACGCGCGUGCCUUUGGCUGUCCGUCAACUCGCUGCACUGAACUAAAUCGACAAUAAUUAUAGUGUCUCUCCGAUGUUACCUAUCUCCUGUAGACACUGAGCGAGGUGCUGACACGGAGUAGCUUGUGAGUGUGCCUACAUGAUGGCGAUGCAGCAGUCUAAAACGUUGCACUUCAAUCUCAAAUCAUUGUCGAACUUGAAGACCAGCCGCACACCGACAUGGCUCAUAGUGCGCAUCGAGCAUGCGGACGUUCCACUCAAGUCGACGCAGAAGGUCGAGUACGCCGGCGGGCUAUUGGAGCUGGGCCAUGCGGUGGAGCUGGAGUGUCCGGCAGGCUGUACGGUCGAGUCGUGGAUUGACCGGCUCAUUUCAUAUCCGCUCAUGUUCACCUUGCUGGAAGUUGCCUCCUCUGGCAAGGACAAACGGGGCGGUGGUGUUGGUGGCGCUGCGUCCAAAGACGAGAAGACGGUGACGAUCGGUCAAGGUAAUGUGGACCUUCUCCAUUACCUCAAGGCCGUACGGGCUGCACAGACGAAUCGAAUGUCAACAAGUGUUGACCUGAUCGCGCAGGCAGCAGCCGAUGCACCGACCGGCGGCAAGAGCACAGCUAGCAGUGCUGCCGCUGCUGCUGCGCCGGGCAGCGUGAUUGGACAGCUGGCUGUCGACGUGAGCAACGACGUGGCGUUCGUAGCAGAGCUACCGGACACGACCAGGGUUCUGCACGUUUGCGUCGAUGCGCUAUACGCACCUCCCAUGCAAUGGACCACCUCAACGAGUGCUCUACAGUCGUAUGCGGCCGGGGUGCCAUUGCCAAACUGUCUCAACGGCACUUUUCAAACAACGAUAUUUCCGUCGGGUCAUCUGAGCAAAGGGCAGCAGGAUCCGGAGCCAAGCCAGCGUACCUGGAACAGCAUGUGUACAUCAACUGAUCAGAGUGUGUUGAUGGACAGCAGUGCUGUUGUGGCCCUCAAAGUGGAUGAAGACGACGGAGCACUUAACGGUGCUGCGCCCGGAGACGCCGCCUUCCGUAAUCGCGCCAAGCGGAGAGAGAAAGUCGCUUGGUUCUCCGAAACGCGGCGUUUCCUCCCCGACAGGUCGGUGGAGGCCUUCUACACCGCUCUGCGCACCUCACCAGUUUGGCCAGUGGAGGUGAUGCGGGUCCAGCAAGCGCCUGCGGUGACAGCGCCCGUGAAGGGCAAGCGCCUCUCAGCAGCGCAGGAGGACAGCGCUUCCAGCUCCGGUGAGAGUCAGCUGUCCUAUCACGGCGUUGCAUUUGUCGACCUCUCGCCGCUGCUGUAUCCGGGCUGCACGCAGGUGCGUGGUUGUUACCGCGUGUUUCCGCACAACGAGGCCGACGUUCUGGACAGGGCCGGCCGUACGGCUGGUCUCGUGAAGAUGCUACAACAGGCGCAGGCACAGAGCGCAACCAACAGCUCCCUGACUACUGGCACGACGGACAGAUCACUGAAGUCGGCAGCUCAGAAGAGGAGGACCUCCUCGUCAACUAAGCUAUCCGCCGUGCCCAGCGAGAGCGCAGACAGUGCUGAAGGCGGUGCUUACGACGAGCAGCAAACAUUCAUCAAGCUACAGUUCAGCAUCAACAGGGCAAUAGUUGAGCAGCGGUCGAACAUAGCCAUGGAGGAGGACAUACUCCGCAUCUUGCCCAUGAGUUUCUCAUCGACUCAGCAAGAAAUUGCUGCCACUCUGAGCGGAAAUCAGUCUGUUAACAAUCUGCAUAAGAACUUGGAUCAGAUCGCGGCGGUUGUGAAAAUCAAGCUGUGCGACGUAGUUCGCAAUCGCCUAGAGAGACUGCAGCUGGAAGACAAGGUCAGUGCCGAUGGGGAGCCGGAGGAAGUGCGAAGCUUCACCGGUGUUCUCGGCGAUCCAAAGCUAUUCCGUAUGCAUCAGCAAGACCUGGCACGGAUGCUAGCCGCCAGUGGCUCGUACGACUCACUGCAGGACGAGCUGCGGUCCGCUGUGCUUCAGAUCGUCAAAGAGAAAUUUGUGCACAUGACGGCAGCGCAGAGCCGGGAGGAGCUACAGGAGCUGCUGCCGCAGGUGCACAUGUUUGUUGCUCGUGAGAUCAAGAAGUACUUAGCUCAGUGGAAGCAGCAGUCACGUCCAGUCGACGAGCCUAUCGACCCGCCUCCCGGCUCCGCUUACCUGCUCUUUGCUAGAGAAGCAGAGAGCGAGAGGCACUACAAGUUGGCCUCGCACUACUACCGCAAGUGCAUCACCGCCAAUCGCACAGCGGGCAACCUGUUUCAGUACGCUAAGUUCUGCCUGGCGUGCGGGGAUCAGCAAGCAGCACGUCGCAACCUGAUGGCAGCCAUCUCCCAGGAGAUUGACCACGUGCCUAGUUUGCUGCUCUUUGCCAUUCUGUCCGCAAUGCAUGGCGACGUUGAGCAGGCCGGUCUCUUCUUGGAGGCCGCCAAUGAAUACAAUAAGGGUGCCAGCACAUUGCCGCGCACCAUACUCGGUCUAGUUCAUGACAUGUCUGGCGAUAUCAUGUCACGAGAGAUGAGCUUCAGAGAGGCGCGCCGCCACCUCAGAGAAACACUGCGGCAGAAUGCUGAGGAGAUGACGCGCACGGAUAGCGAAGUGACCGUUCGUGACAGCGAAACUCCAGGGGAGACUGAUUCAGAGAAGGCCAACCCCACGAUCGGUGUGACUGCGGCAAGUAGCGCCUCUACGAGUGCACAUGUACCACCGCCCGCCGGUGCUGCCGCUGCUAGUGCUACUGGUGGCCAGCCGAUCGCACGUGCCACUGCUGGUGAAGCAAGUCAGCUCCAGGCUACGGGCAGUCACACCAGUAUUCACUCUGUCAGCAAGACGUCGCAAACCUCCCUUGCUGGUGAGGGUGGACAUGCAUCUCAAUCCAGUCUCGCUGGCCCAGCCGCAACUACGUCAAAGACAACGCUGCAGGCUUCAGGGGGCAAAGGGCAUACGAAGUCGACUACAGAACCGGAGACCACCGCACUUGACAAAAACGAACUCACCGAGAAACUGCCCAGCAUCUUCAUGGACGUUGCAGUGUUUGCUAUUGCCUGCCAUGUUCCUCAUUUUGGUGCACUAGCCUUGCAGCACCAUCUUGCUGCGCAUGGCUUCUCGUUGGAAUACUACAUUGUCAUGGCGAGUCUCUGCCUGGAGCGUGGACACUACCAAGCCGGGGCUGAGUGCCUGGAGAUAGCCUUGAAGCAGACGUAUGCCAACGCCACUGUCUGGGCAAUUCUCGGCCACAUCCAAUACUUCACUGGCGACACAGAGAAGGCCAAAGCAUCAUACGAUCGCUGCAUCAAUCUGGCCGAGCAAACUAAAGACGAGCACAUAAUCAAGCUGCGCCUCGGUCAUCUUUACCUGGAGGCCGGCGAGUACCGCAAGGCCAAGACCGUGUUUCUGCUUGCAGCCAAGAGCAAGAAACUCUCCGCCAAAGCCUGGCUAGGUGCUGGCAAGGCUUGCUACUACCUGGAGUCCUAUGGCGAGGCCGAGAAUGCACUGCGCGAGGCACGCUCCCUAAAUCACGAAGAAGCAGAAGUCUGGGCGUACCUAUCUCUCAUCUCCCUGCAGUGUGGCCACCGACUGCCUGCAGAGCGUACUUUCCAGUAUGCUAUGAAAAUGGGCCUGCGUGACAGCUCCUUGGCACGCGUGCUUGCCGGACUCCAGGCCGAGAAGGGAUUCGGAGAUCCAGCUAAAGUUCUGGAGUUUUGAACCUGCCUCAGUACACAGCGCUGGUCGACCAUGAUACCGAGCAGAUUCUAACUGGGGUGGCUUGUGUUUCCUGCAGCUACAUUGUGCCACGUUCUUCCCAUGUCAGUCCCGCGCAGGUCAAUGUGUUGGAGCAUGGUGUCUCCCGGCAGUUUAAUUCUCUUCUUUCCAAUCGUGGCCUGCUCGUCACGGCAUGACUUCUGUGUACGGCCGCCGUCCAUGCAGUUGAUGGAUGUGAUAGCCUGAACAAAGCAUAACAAACGGACUGAACUACAGUACUAGUAUGUAUGGAAUAACUUGAGCCUUCAAAGUGAUACUUGCUAUACAGGAUUGUUGUUGACGCUUGGCUUGCACCCAUGGGUGAAUGUUUUGUAGCUUUUGCCUUUAUUUUCUGCCGUUCACCUCCAAGAUUGAGACUUGAAGUAACAGUUACAUGUGGCUUCUGUGGAAGUAUGGCGGGUGCACCCUACGUAUGGCGGGUGCAUGACACACAGUCUGCUUGGAAGCGUGAUGAUACAGCACUAUUUUUUAUUAUUAUCACCGUAUGUCCGCACCUUUAAAGCCAUGGAGGUAUACUAGUAUUCGAUUAUAAAGCCAGUCUCAGUUAUAAAGCCAUGUGCUUCAUAAGAGAAAUGACAUUUGAAAUGAUUAUGUUUUGUAAAUGUGAAGGAAUGCGUAUACAUGAUUGUGAUUGCGCUAACAAACUUACAACCCAGCAGGUGAGUCAUUUUGCCUCUACCGAUUCACAAUACAACUUCUUGCGACACACAGUUCACAAUCUUUUUCAUGUUUGCGACAUCCUUAUCAUGCACUAGUACUAGUAGUACUAUGUACGUGCGCCUAUAAUUUGUAGGGUUGAAACUGUAC
Sycon ciliatum is the source of this 4898-nucleotide messenger RNA. Its product is annotated as cilia- and flagella-associated protein 70-like. Bases 465 to 4034 code for a protein of 1189 amino acids. The record is from RefSeq and is a predicted model, not a curated record. Gene Ontology annotation, molecular function: protein binding. The transcript has a single exon. Gene Ontology annotation, cellular component: motile cilium; extracellular exosome. Gene Ontology annotation, biological process: cilium assembly; cilium movement. NCBI's taxonomy places the organism in Eukaryota, Metazoa, Porifera, Calcarea, Leucosolenida, Sycettidae.